This is a messenger RNA of Caenorhabditis sp. 36 PRJEB53466, 4003 nucleotides long. Lineage: Eukaryota; Metazoa; Nematoda; Chromadorea; Rhabditida; Rhabditidae. The record is from the annotation of a GenBank genome assembly.
AUGCGUCUGCACUCGUUUCUUGUCACCACUUUCCUUCUGUUGGGCGCUGCUUCCGGAGCAGUUUUGAGGCCGAAAGGACCAUCAUGUCCGCAGGGAGACGGUCUGUACGCAGUCGGAUGCAGUUCGAAGUAUCUUCAGUGCAUCAACGUCAGUCAAACUAAUUGUUCAGCUUUUUUUUCAAUCACAGGCCAAGUUUUAGAACAUGGAGCAUGAGCAGUCGUGUCCGGACGGCCUCUUCUUCGACAAUCUUCUCUCAAGAUGUGAGCGAAGAGCUUCUAAUCACUUGUGCAACUCGGAGAACCGCAAGACUCUGAAUGUCCGUCAGAAAGCUGUGUAAGUGUCGAACUUCUAGAAACACGAAGCAUUUUCCAUAUUUCAGAGAGAUCAGUUGUAAGGGUCGUGCCGGCGGAGACUAUCCAAUCGAUCGAUUCAUCUGCAACGAGAACUACUACCAAUGUGCCAAUGACCGUUUCUUCAUGAGAAAGUAGGACGGACUGAAAUUCAUGAAUAAUCUCUGAUGUUCGUGUUGCAGAUGUCCGUACAACCAGUUCUUCAGUCCAGUUCUCAAGCGUUGCGACUAUCGAACCAACUGUCUGGGUUCGGAUGGAAUUAAGUUGCAUCCUGCCGCUGCCUACGCCUCCCCGACGUACGACCACGACAACUACGAGGUCACCACCGAAGAGAUCGAGAAUGUUCCAGCACGUGCGUGGCACAUUUGUUGUGAAAUCUGAGACAGUUUUUGCAGAAAUCGACUGUAACAACUAUCACAGAGACGCGAUCAUUGCCGACUGGGAGCAACCGUGCUCUCGCCACUUCUUCCAGUGCUCCAAUGGAAAGCUUCUCAAGAAAUCAUGCCCACAAGGACUGUUCUUCGUUCUCGAGCAGAACAUUUGUGAUUACCCGCGGAGUGUGAAGGCCUGUCCGGAAUACGACGGGUGAGUAUGGAAACAAACCAACAUGGCUACGGCUAAUCUUGUUAAUUUUUUUUGCAGAUCCGAAACCCUCUAUGAACCCGCUCAGCCAGUUGACACGGAAUACAGUGUGUAUGCACCAACUGCUCCGUCAACAACUCCAUCGUACGCUCCACCACAGACAACCACGACUACUCGCCCGCCAUACGUUCCACCAGCAACCACCAAGACUCCAGUUUACGCUCCACAACCAACGACGACGACGACGACGACGCCAUCUUACGUUCCGUCAAGUGCUCCGGUUGCCCCAGUCUAUGUUCCACCACCAGCAGCCCCUCCAGUCCCAUAUGAGGACACUGUGAAGUACGAUUGUGUCAACAAGACCGACGGAAUCCACGAGAUUGCUCCCUGCCAUCACAGUUUCUUAGUGUGCACCUACGGAAAAGCUCGCGUGGUUGAAUGCAACCACAAAUUGGUAUUCGAUGUGCGCGUGGGAGCCUGCGAGUUCGUCGACGCGUGCAAGUAAGAUCUUUUUCGUGAACUACUCUGCUAUUUUUCCAUUUUCAGAGGACCGCGCAAACAAGAAGAUGUUCCGCCGCUCUACAAUCACGGAGGAGUUUACGACGAGAAGCCAGUGGAGAAAAAGGUUGACUUCGAUUGUUCCGAUAAGGCCGAUGGCGACUACUUCCGUGAGGCGUGCACCAACGAGUACUUCCAGUGCAGAGACAGACGGGCUUUCGCCAGACACUGUCCGGCCAAUCUUGUUUACAACAAAGCGCUGCAAACGUGCGAUUACAUUCAGCACUGUGAGAAGUAACCGGUCCAGGUUGUGUUUGAUUGAUUGAUAAAUUCUUUCAGAAACUACAUGGAGCCUACUGUCCUCUAUACCACGGAGCAGCCAUAUCACAAUGGAAACAAUGGAUAUACUACUCAGCCGCCGGUGUCUACUGUGUACACGCAGCCUCCAGCUACCACGGCAUACACGAAACCAAGCCAUCCAGUGUACACGACGGCGGCUCCGACGGUUCGUUACGAGCAGCCAACAACCACUCAAGGAUACACGGCAUCGGCUCCUUACAAUACUCCGGCUGUUGAUGAGUGAGUGAUUUCCCCCUUCUUUCUGAAUUUUUAUCUGAAUUGCAGCUUCUCCUGCAUCAAUCGUGAGGAAGGGGACCAUGCUUCUGGAAUUUGUCAGAACAUCUUCUACUCUUGCUCCAACAACGAGCCAGUUGCGAAGAGGUGUCCAGGAAACCUGGUGUACAACCCGUACAACGGACAAUGCGACUACAAAGAAAACGUUGCGGACUGCCGUGGAAAGGACUACUCGGGUGCUCCACCCACCGUUCCGUAUUCCAAUGGAUACACCACGAAGACGACUCAAGGAUACGUGACUGUUCCACCAGUGACCAAGACUUACACUGCAGUUGAGACGACGUAUCAGCCCACUCAGCCGGCGAAGUACUACGCAUAUUGCGAGCUGCUCGCAGAUGGAAAGUAUGGAGAGGAGUGCGAACGAUUCUUCUAUGAAUGCGUCGAUUUCGCGACAACCAAAGUCAUCUGCCCGGCUGGAUUGUUCUACGAUCGGAAGCACAAGAAGUGCGAUUGGAGAGAGAACAUCGAGGAAUGUCCUGGAUAUCAGCCAACGGCCACAACUCCAGCACAAGAGCAGCCGGCUACCUCAGGAUACGGACAAACUUCGCGUACCUAUCCGAAUAUCGACUACACGACUCCAGUCCCUGGGCCAGUUGAUACUACUCCAAUUGCUGAGGCGUUCUCUUGCUAUGGACGUGUCGACGGGAUCUACGCGCUGCCGUAUUGCUCCAAAGACUACGUUCAGUGCAUCAACGGUGAGUCACAAAAGGAUGCUCCACAUUUUCUACAUGUUUUUUAUUCAGGCCGUACCCUUCUGUCUUCUUGUGCAACUGGUCUCUACUACAGUGAGAAGUCUGGACUUUGUGACUACAAGGAGAACGUUCCAAUUUGCAAGAAGUGGGUAGAAUAUUGGUUAUUUCUAUGAAAAAUGUCCCUUUUCCAGCCGCCAAGGAGCCGACGUGAUUUCUGAGAAUGCUUGUGCCGGAAGAGCCGACGGAUACUACUCAGCUGGAUGCUCAUCUCACUAUUUCUCGUGCAUCGGAGAGAAAACCCGCAAGAUGGUGUGCCCCAACAAACUCAAGUUCUCUGAGUCCCGAGCACAUUGCGACUAUCCAACCGAUGUGAAGGAGUGCAGCAUUUCUGUGCAGCCGGGGAACGCUCCACCAGCGUAUGCUUAAUUAGGAUAGAAAGUUAUUUUUGUACGCAUGUUACAAUUUACAGCGUUCCGAGUGAGUUCUGCACUGUCCGACCGAACGGACUCCACGCGUUCAAGCCUUGUUCUCCACACUAUGUCGUUUGCGAGAACAAUAUUGCGAUUGUGCGUUGUUCUAUUAUAUAUUCACGAAAUGUCUUUAACUUUUCAGGCAGGAACGUGUGCUGCUCCUCUGGUGUUCAACGAAGUCAAUCAGCUCUGCGACUACAAGAACAACAACAAGGAGUGUGGAAAUGACUACGUUCCGACGACUGUUCAGAGUGAAUACUACGGACAGACGACAUCUGGUCAGACUUAUCAGAAGCCAACUACCAGAGCUUAUGAGCAGCCGACCACCACCACCACUUCUGCAAAGCCGUAUCAGCAGCCGACAACUACAACCAAGGUGUAUGAGCAACCGACUACUACUACUACCACGGCCUACGAACAACCAACCACGACUACAAAGGCCUACGAACAGCCGACGACCACCACGAAAGCGUAUGAGCAGCCGACUACAACUACUACCAGAGCCUAUGAGCAGCCGACAACUACCACCAAGGUGUAUGAGCACCCGACCACAACGACGACGACUUCCAAGCCAUACGAGCAGCCUACGACUAUCACCACUACAACCGAGGCUCCGACAACUCCGGCUCAAGAUGUGUAUGUGCCUACAAGCACUACUUCGAGACCGCACGACGUGCCAACGACAACGACAAUUGGAUACUCGAAGUAUGAGACGACUACGACUGCUCCAGCAUACGCGGCGCCCAUCACCGUUCCUGCCGCUCCGUCGUCGUAUUAA